AGCUUCUAUUUCGUUCAUUCAAAUAUCAGCCGAUGAGGAAAACGUAAACACGUAUCGCAGAAGUUUUAUUUUCUUUUUACAUAAAAAACUGUGAAUUAUAAACUUCUGCCAUGGCUGAAGCAAGUGAAAACGUCUUCCUGUUUGUACCAAACAUUAUCGGUUUCGGUCGCGUCAUCCUCGCUAUAAUCUCCUUCUAUUUCAUGCCUACUCACUGCAACAUUGCCGUUACUUGCUACAUUACCUCGGCUCUACUAGAUGCAUUCGAUGGCCAUGCAGCCAGAUACUUCAAUCAAAGCACCAAGUUUGGUGCAAUGCUGGACCAGCUGACGGACCGAGCAGGCACCGCGGGGCUCAUGAUGACGCUGGCCACAUUCUACCCGCAGUACACAUUCUGGUUCCAACUGUCCAUGGCCAUCGACAUCACCUGCCACUGGCUGUACCUCCACACCACCAUCCUGCAGGGGAAGAAGUCUCACAAGUUUAUAGACAUGUCGGAGAAUCCCAUCAUGAGUGUGUACUACACUAACAAGACGGUCCUGUUCUUUAUGUGCGCCGGCAACGAGGCCUUCUAUGCUGCUCUCUACAUGCUGUACUUCUAUCCGACUACUCCUGCUAUCCUGGGCAUCAGCCUGUACAAGCUCAUCAUGUGGGUGUCUCUCCCGGUGGCAGUGGUGAAGGCGGGCCUGUCCGUGCUGCACGGUGUGGUGGCUUCGCUGAACCUCGCCACCAUCGACGUGAAGGAACGCGCCGAGCUCCGAGAGAAGCAGGAGAAGUAAACAUAAAGAGGAUGGCGAGAGAAGGGUUGAAAACUGAAUUUCGAUAAAUUUGUUAUACAACCGACGGCCGAAUAGCGUAGUGGUUAGUGACCCUGACUACUGAGCCGUAGGUCCCGGGUUAGAUUCCCGGCUGGGGCAAAUAUUUGUUUAAACACAGAUAUACAUAUA
Plutella xylostella (diamondback moth) is the source of this 944-nucleotide messenger RNA. RefSeq names its product phosphatidylinositol synthase (gene Pis). Gene Ontology annotation, cellular component: Golgi apparatus; membrane. Gene Ontology annotation, molecular function: CDP-diacylglycerol-inositol 3-phosphatidyltransferase activity. Lineage: Eukaryota; Metazoa; Arthropoda; Insecta; Lepidoptera; Plutellidae. Gene Ontology annotation, biological process: phosphatidylinositol biosynthetic process. The record is from RefSeq and is a predicted model, not a curated record.